CAGAAACACUUCAGUGGGAGAGCUCUGGUCCCUCCUGACAGCAGUGGGAGCCGACUGAAGGAGAAAACGUACACCUGCGGCGAGCUGUACCCUCAUCCCCCAUGGCUGCAUGAAGACUGGCACCCACCAUGUCCACUGGGCCCCCAGCUCCAGCUCCGCCAGAAUGCAGCGCCUGCUGCACCCUCUCGUGGUGUCCCUCCUCCUGGCAUCCGUGUGUGGGAACCUCGGCCCUCGGGGUCAGCUUGAUGGCAGAGGGGGAGACCCCGAGUCUGCGGACCCCCGGUGGGGGCAGCUGAAGAGUGGAAACCUGAGCAGACCCCUCCUGCCUGCCGACUUCCACAAGGAGAACACAGUCACCAACGAGUGGAUCACGGACGGGGAAGAGGACGAGGACUACCUGGACCUGGAGAAGAUCUUCGGGGAGGAUGACGACUACAUCGACAUCGUGGACGCGGUCUCGCCCGUGGAUCCUGGGACUGGCGCCGGCAGCGUGCUCCAGCUCUUCCCGGGCAAGAGCCGCAUCCAGCGGCUCAACCUCCUCAACGCCAAGUUCGCCUUAGACCUCUACCGGGCGCUGAAGGAGCGGGUCGGUGCCUCAGACAAUGUCUUUCUGGCGCCUGUAGGUGUGUCCGCAGCCAUGGCCAUGCUCUCCCUGGGCCUGCGGGGGGACACCCACGAGCAGGUACACGUUGCCCUGCGCUUCGCCGACUUUGUCAACGCCAGCACCACAUACGAGCUGGGCACUGUCCACAACCUGUUCCGGAAGCUGACCCACCGCCUCUUCCGGAGGAAUUUCGGGUACACGCUGCGGUCCGUCAGCGACCUGUACAUUCAGAAGCAAGUUCCAGUCCUGGACGACUUCAGAGCCAAGGUCCGACAGUACUACUUCGCCGAGGUCCGGGCGGCUGACUUCUCUGAUCCCGCCUUCAUCUCCCAAACCAACCAGCACAUCUCGCGGCUCACCAAGGGCCUCAUAAGAGACGUGCUGGAGGACAUGGACCCCGCGACUCAGAUGAUGCUCCUGAACUGCAUCUACUUUAAAGGGUCCUGGGUGAACAAAUUCCCAGCGGAAAUGACACACAACCACAACUUCCGGCUGAACGAGCGAGAGGUGGUCAAGGUCCCCAUGAUGCAGACCAAGGGGGCCUUCCUGGCGGCAAGCGACCAGGAGCUGGACUGCGACGUCCUGCGGCUGGAGUACAUGGGGGGCAUCAGCAUGCUGGUGGUGGUCCCGCACAAGCUGUCCGGGAUGAAGACCCUCGAGGCCCAGCUGAAGCCCCAGGUGGUGGAGAGAUGGCAGAAGAGCAUGACAAACAGGACACGGGAGGUACUCCUGCCCAAGUUCAAGCUAGAAAAGGACUACAACCUGGUGGAGGCCCUGCGGUCCCUGGGGGUCACAGCGCUGUUCGACAGGAACAGCAAUAUGACAGGGAUCUCGGACCAGAGGAUCGUCAUCGACCUGUUCAAGCACCAAGGCACCAUCAUGGUGGACGAGGAAGGCACACAGGCUGCGGCCGUGACCGCCGUGGGGUUCAUGCCAUUGUCCACCCAGGUCCGCUUCAGCGUCGACCGGCCCUUCCUGUUCCUUGUCUAUGAGCACCGCACGGGCUGCCUGCUCUUCCUGGGCCGGGUUGCCAACCCCACCAGGUCUUAGCGGUGGAGGCCGGGGCGUCUCGAGUGCUCUGGGGCAUCCGCAAUUCCAUUUCCCUUCCAACAAUGACCACGAGGUGCUGGGGCGGUGACCCCGUGGCUCAGGCCACCUUUCUGGGAGACAUGGAUGAAGGACCGCGAUGCUUGCCACCAGCAGGGCUGCACAGCCCAGAGGUCACCGCAGCUGCAGCACGGUGGCUGUCUCCUAGAGGGUGUCGGCGCCAGACAGACCGGCUCCCUCCACCUCUCACAGCACACCCCUCCCCGGGCCCAGAAGCCCCCCUCCCCUACUCUGUCACCCAAAGCCUUUCCCCCCCAGGGCUUCCCACCUGACAGGGAACACGGGCAGGAGCUGCCCCCUCCCCAGAGUGCUGACAGCGAGCCCCCUCCCCAAGGCCCGGGAUGCCCUGGCCUCGGGCUCAGUCCUCUCAAGGCCCAACCUCCUGAAUUGAGGCUAAAUGUCUCUGCACCUGCUUUCACCUCACGGCCGCCCAGAGGACGGCAUGUAUCCGUAGCCAUGCCUUCCACCCUAGAGAUAAAUAAAUAUCGCCACUUUUA
This is a messenger RNA of Balaenoptera acutorostrata (minke whale), 2208 nucleotides long. RefSeq names its product serpin family D member 1 (gene SERPIND1). The coding region runs from base 110 to 1654 and encodes 514 amino acids. The record is from RefSeq and is a predicted model, not a curated record. Gene Ontology annotation, molecular function: serine-type endopeptidase inhibitor activity. Gene Ontology annotation, biological process: negative regulation of endopeptidase activity; blood coagulation. The transcript has 5 exons. Lineage: Eukaryota; Metazoa; Chordata; Mammalia; Artiodactyla; Balaenopteridae.